This is a messenger RNA of Glycine soja, 914 nucleotides long. RefSeq lists its product as uncharacterized. The transcript has a single exon. The coding region runs from base 90 to 596 and encodes 168 amino acids. The record is from RefSeq and is a predicted model, not a curated record. NCBI's taxonomy places the organism in Eukaryota, Viridiplantae, Streptophyta, Magnoliopsida, Fabales, Fabaceae.
AAUUAUUUAAGCCGAAAAGAGCAUCCGACUCGUGCUUGCUCUCUCUGUGGUUUUGGGUCUCUCUCACUCACAGGCACAGCAACAGCACCAUGGAAGGCGCAACGAUGUUACUGUUGUCGCCAAUAUCGAGCUGCAACGUGCGCAGUAAGCAUUUAAACUACUCACUCAGAAGGCGUAGCUGUUAUUCUUCUCCCAGGGCACUGAAAAUAGUGAGCAUGGCGAAGGAGGGAAGCGACACCGGCAACGGCGUGGUAGAAAAAGCAGCCAUAGCGGGUGGAUUGAUCUCAACCCCAGUAAUUGCUUGGUCUCUCUAUACUCUCAAAACAACAGGGUGCGGUCUUCCCCCAGGACCAGGUGGGUCAAUUGGAGCAUUGGAGGGUGUGAGCUACCUCGUGGUAGUGGGCAUAGUGGGUUGGAGCUUGUACACUAAAGCCAAAACCGGUUCGGGACUUCCCAACGGUCCUUUCGGGUUGUUGGGUGCCGUGGAAGGAUUCUCCUAUUUGGCAUUGGUUGCGAUUGUGGUCGUGUUCGGGUUGCAAUUCCUUGACAAGGGUUACAUCCCUGGUCCUCUCCCCGCCGAUCAGUGCUUUGGCUAGCUACCUUCUUCAUUCGCUUCUCUUGCUUUCGAUAAUGUAAUAAUAAUGUCAGCCACUACAAUUCUAUCCUGGAUGGAUAAGGUCGCACCGUCUUGUCUUAGGAUGUCAUUUUCCACUACCUCUGUUACUAAACAAAUUACUUUGCAUAAAAAAAAAACAAAUUACUAUGUUAAGGGAUGCUGGUUGAAUUGGUGAGCGAUUAUAAAUCCCCUCACACUUUUGAUUGAUUGCAUGAUAAAAAAAAAAAAAACUUAUUGCUAUUAUUUUUCCGUGUAAGAGUUCAGGCCAUUAAUGAAAAUUACUGUGUCAUAUCGUUUA